Messenger RNA from Daucus carota subsp. sativus, 1047 nucleotides. RefSeq names its product homeobox-leucine zipper protein HAT22. Gene Ontology annotation, biological process: regulation of DNA-templated transcription. Bases 90 to 902 code for a protein of 270 amino acids. Gene Ontology annotation, molecular function: sequence-specific DNA binding; DNA-binding transcription factor activity, RNA polymerase II-specific. The record is from RefSeq and is a predicted model, not a curated record. The transcript is spliced from 3 exons. NCBI's taxonomy places the organism in Eukaryota, Viridiplantae, Streptophyta, Magnoliopsida, Apiales, Apiaceae.
UAUCUCCAUUAUAUAUGUCACUACCGCUCUCCUUGCUCUUCAAAUUCUCUUCAUAUUUUCUCAUCAAAUCAUAAUAUUAUUAUCCUCCAAUGGCUUUCGAGGAUCCUCGCAGCACUAGCCUCACUCUCAGUUUGUUUUCUCAUCUCGAACCGCCUCAGAAACAAUAUUCUCAGCUCGAUCAGCUCACGAAUCUCAGUCUAGCCUUGUCUUCCGAUGCAAGUAAAGUGCAUGCAGUGUUCAAACCCGAUAUGAUUCUGAAUCGCCAGGCCUCUUCGAUCAGCGUUGUAUCAUCUGGUUCUUCGGGCGUGAAGAGAACUAGAGAUGUGAGCUGGGAAGAAGUGAGAAUUAAAAAAGUUAGUCAAAUGAAACGGAACGUAUCAAGUAUGUCUCACUCGGAAGAAGGGGAUGAUCAGGAGAUAGAGGAAGAAGGCGGUGUGAGAAAGAAACUUAGACUUAGUAAACAACAGGCUCUUGUUCUGGAAGACAACUUCAGAGAACACAUCACUCUUAAUCCUAAGCAAAAGCAGGCGUUGGCUGAACAGCUCAAUCUGAGUGCACGACAAGUGGAAGUAUGGUUUCAGAACAGAAGAGCCAGGACUAAGCUGAAACAAACUGAGGUAGACUGUGAGCUGCUCAAGAAGUUCUGCGAAACAUUAACAGACGAAAAUCGAAAGCUUCAGAGGGAGGUGCAAGAGCUCAAGGCGCUGAAGCGAGCAGCACCGCCGUAUUAUAAGGCCCAACUGCCAGCCGCGACGCUUAGGAUAUGCCCUUCCUGUGAGAAAUUAAGAGAUCAGCCUGCAAUCAGGCAUCAUCAAGCUUCUUCGAAGCCUCAAUUUUCGAUAAACAGCACCAAGAAACAAUUUUAUGGCCUCCUCAGUAAUCAUUCUUCUGCAGCUUGCUAGCGGUGACCUUAAUCUGUUCUUUUUCGUUUAAGAAGUUCCUGAAUAUGUUAAUUUUCAUAGCUAGAACAGAUAUAUUGAAACUUGUAUGUACUUAUAAAUCCAAUUAAAAUAAAUCCUUCAUUCGAUCUCGAAUGGUUAAACUGAA